GUUUUUCAUUUCGGUCUGUUUUUUAUGUUCGUCUGUUUUUCAUGUUCGUCUGUUUUCAUUUCCGCCUGUUUUCAUUUCCGCUCGUUUUUCAUUUCCGUCUGUUUUUUAUUAGUCUCAUUCUCGUCAUCUCUGUCUCGACGCGCCGGGCCGCUCCGUGGGGCGAUGAGGCUCCAAAACAGAAAACCAAGAAACAGCCGCGAACAACAGUCAUUGAAGUGGAAAAUCCUCUCAUGGCGAAGCGCCCCCUGGCCCUGGCUACUGGCGUGUUGCGGCAGGGUUCUUGCUGAUCGCGUGCCUGGUGCAGAUGUCUUCGCGGCAUACUACAUCAAGGUGGAUAACUUCCUGUAUUAACUCAUGGUGAAUCUUUAAUAACUGAAUCCUGUCAUAGACUUCCCUUCUCUAAUUUUGUCGUAACAUCAUAAAGUGUUGAACUUCAUAACUUCUGUAUGUGUUCUUAGAACAAUCCGUCGAUCUCGCCGUCCUCGUUGACCUCCACGUUCAUGAAACCGCAGUGCGUGGGCAAGCCGGGGAUGGUCUGGAUCUCGGCGGCCAACGCG
Messenger RNA from Metschnikowia bicuspidata var. bicuspidata NRRL YB-4993, 557 nucleotides. RefSeq lists its product as uncharacterized. Bases 42 to 287 code for a protein of 81 amino acids. The transcript has a single exon. The record is from RefSeq and is a predicted model, not a curated record. Lineage: Eukaryota; Fungi; Ascomycota; Pichiomycetes; Serinales; Metschnikowiaceae.